AUGCCAGCCACCACGCGGAGCAAAACCAAGCAAUCUCAUCUAGAAGACUUCGGAGCCAAAGACACUCGUACGCACGAUGCACCAAAAUCGAGAAAGGAUUCUGCAUCGAAGGACAAGCAACCUAAAAAGUCGGAUUCAAAACAGCUAAAGGCAAAGCCGGAGCCAACAUCCAAGACCAAACCGUCUCCCUCGAAACCCCAGCCCGAGCAGAAACAAUCACAAUCACCAUCCAGGAAGCGCAAGCACCCCCAAAAGCCUCAACCCGACACCGUUCCAGCAUCCAAGAAAUCCCGCCAACAACACCACAGCACCACAUCCAGCGAACAAACCUCCGAUCGCACCCCCGACACCAAACCAAUCAUGAUCAACCGCUCGCCCGUCCUACAACUCUGGUCCGCUUGUGUCGCACAACACCUCUACCCGGAGCUAUCCUGGGGCACCAGUCUGGCCGUCGGAUCCGCGAUCUCUACGCUCUGCGCCAUCGCCAAGGGCAAAUCCAUCGGCACGAUCGAGGAGCGGGAGAAAACGCCCGAGGAAAAGGCCGCGCAGACGGCACAACGCCGCGCUGCUGAGGCCGGUGCGGACCGCGAAGUCCAGGUCAUGGGGUUCCGAUUGUACAUCAAAGGCCAAGACGUGAUUCUGCAGGGCAAGCCGAAGCACGGAAACGAGGGCGCCUUGAAGGCCAAGUUCGGAGGAGACGAGAACUACGGACGGGCGAAGACGGUCAUGGACGAUGCGAUCACGAGUUGGACGGCAUCCGACAAAAAAGGGGAAUUGAAUGCAAAGGCUUUUCAUAUGUAUGAAGAGUUUCGGCCGAGCGUGCAGGGUGGGCAGGGUGGAUGGGGCAAGAAAGGUGCACUGGAGUUGGAUCGGGUGAGGGAGGCGGUCGCGAGGAAGUGA
Messenger RNA from Exophiala xenobiotica, 900 nucleotides. RefSeq lists its product as uncharacterized. The transcript has a single exon. The record is from RefSeq and is a predicted model, not a curated record. Bases 1 to 900 code for a protein of 299 amino acids. Lineage: Eukaryota; Fungi; Ascomycota; Eurotiomycetes; Chaetothyriales; Herpotrichiellaceae.